This is a messenger RNA of Pomacea canaliculata, 3071 nucleotides long. RefSeq names its product protein unc-93 homolog A-like. Gene Ontology annotation, molecular function: potassium channel regulator activity. Gene Ontology annotation, cellular component: plasma membrane; striated muscle dense body. Lineage: Eukaryota; Metazoa; Mollusca; Gastropoda; Architaenioglossa; Ampullariidae. Bases 260 to 1708 code for a protein of 482 amino acids. The record is from RefSeq and is a predicted model, not a curated record. Gene Ontology annotation, biological process: regulation of muscle contraction; regulation of potassium ion transport. The transcript is spliced from 8 exons.
GUCGCUGCCUGUCAAGGUAAGAGGCUCGCCAGACACUCGGAGGAUAACUUGGUCUCAGGUCUCGGAUGUGCAGCUGGUGUUCUCAUCUGUUUACCUACCUGAGUUGUGCCUCCCUGAGCUAAGAUUGUUAACCGGAUUUGAGUAUAGCUCCGCAAACCACAACAGCAACAACAAGUGGGCCAGUGACCAGACAACUUCUGAUUAACCUGCUAUCGUCUGACGGUCAGCACCACAGCAGAAGUCGUUGAGGAGCGUGGUGAUGGAGAAGAACGGCACUGACAAGGCCGCCCUCGGCCACGAGCUGACCAGCAACAGCGUGCCGGACAAGUCGACCGUAGCGGAGGCCGAGGACCCCCUCAAGUGCCCCAUGUCACGACUGCGCAUCUUCAAGAACAUCCUGGUCCUCAGCUUCGGCUUCAUGUUCCUCUUCACCGCCUUCCAGUCGAUGGCCAACCUGCAGACGUCCCUCAACAAGGAGCAAGGUGUCGGCGCCUGGAGUCUGUCCGCCAUCUACGCCGCCCUCAUCGUGUCCUGCAUGUUCUUACCCAAGUUCAUCAUCGGCCUAGUCGGGUGCAAGUGGACGAUACCCGUAUGUAUGAUCGGGUACGCGCUGUACAUGGCGGCCAACUUUUACGCCGUCAUCUGGCUGAUGACCAUCGCUGGCGUCAUUCUCGGCUUUGGCGCCGCGCCCAUGUGGUCAGCCAAGUGCACCUACCUGACACAGCUGGGUGUGUGGUACUCGCGCAUGACGGGCCAGUCCGAGGACGCCAUCAUCAACCGCUUCUUUGGCUUCUUCUUCAUGAUGUUUCAGACUAGUCAGAUCUGGGGAAACCUCAUCUCGUCUCUCGUCUUCACCUCCAAAGAAAACCAGACCCAAUCCAACACCACCCAGUGUGGCGCUGAUUUCUGUCCCGGUGAUGCCGAGAACAACACCAACCUCGACCAGAACAAAGAUAGAGUGUACACAGUUUGUGGCAUUUACCUGGCGUGUGCCGUCAUCGCGAUGAUCGUGGUGUCCACGCUGCUGGAUCCAAUCAAGCUGGACAAGGAGGACAGCUCCACCAAGGGGCGACUGUCACCCGACCUUCUCAUUGCCACCUUCAAGCACCUCUUCACCUCCCCCACCCAAAUUCUGCUCAUCCCCCUCACCAUGUACAGCGGCGUGGAGCAGGCCUUCGUCAGUGGGGACUACACUAAGUCGUACAUCAGCUGUGUGCUGGGUGUGUGGAAUGUGGGGUACAUCAUGAUCGUGUACGGGGUGGCGGACGCAAUCUGCUCGUUUCUCUUCGGCCGCCUGGUGCAGUACGUGGGUCACAUUCCAUUCUUUGUGCUCGCCACCAUAGUGCACGGCGCUCUACAGAUUAUCCUGUUGCUAUGGACACCCACGCCAGACAGGGAAGUUUUGUUCUACGUCAUCGCUGCCUUCUGGGGCAUGGGCGAUGCUGUCAUCCAGACCCAAAUAAACGCCCUGUACGGCGCGCUAUUCACGGAGAACACAGAGGCCGCAUUCGCCAACUACAGGCUUUGGGAGUCGAUGGGCUUCAUGAUGACGUACGCCUACAACAACUACCCCUGCACCAACAUCAAGCUGUACGUGUGUCUCGGCUUCCUGGGCGCCGGCAUGCUGGGAUACACCGCCGUGGAGAUCAAGGAGCGCAACAAGAAACAAGAGAAGGAGGACAUCACUCCCACUACAACCAGACUGUGACGUGAACGUUCGAAAUUGUGACGUCAUAAUAAACAACUCAUGACGUCGUCGGUGCCCAGGGCUUUCUUGUCUCACGUCAUGUCUCCUGACGUCACGUCUCCAGUCAAGACGUCAGCUCUGUCUCAUUACGUCACAAGAACAAACGGGGGGUGGCGGGGUAGGGGAAAGGGGGAGAAGGGGGGUGUGUGUGUGUGUGCCACGUGUUUUGGAAGAGUUUUGGAAGAGGGCUGUAAACUCUCGACUCAGUCUCAGUUUUGAUUACUGGACCGUCUAUUCAUGUACAGAACAUUUAUCUCGACCUUUAGUUGCUUUCGAUUUGAUUGUAAGAGAAAUGAGUGACAAGGUCUGUGCUGCUAUACUGCUCUUCUGUGGCAGCUCUCUCUCUCUCACAUGACUAGCUGCCUUGUUUGCGUGAGGGAUAGCGAGAUUUGCGAAACCGAAACUUUCACUUUUCUGAUUUGUAGAUAGACAGCAGAUGACAAUCCGGAAGUGUUUUCCUGCGCGAUAGGGACUGAGGAUAAAGGGAAUGAAAUAAACGUAAAGUCCUGAAGGGUGGCUGUGACAGCUGGGUGUAGUGUAGGGUGGCUAUGACAGCUGGGUGUAGUGUAGGGUGGCUAUGACAGCUGGGUGUAGUGUAGGGUGGCUGUGACAGCUGGGUGUAGUGUAGGGUGGCUGUGACAGCUGGGGGUAGUGUAGGGUGGCUGUGACAGCUGGGUGUAGUGUAGGGUGGCUAUGACAGCUGGGUGUAGUGUAGGGUGGCUGUGACAGCUGGGUGUAGUGUAGGGUGGCUGUGACAGCUGGGUGUAAGGUAGGGUGGCUAUGACAGCUGGGUGUAGUGUAUCGGCAGGAAGCGAAUGUCUAUCGAAUGCUAUAGACAGGAGCGUGAACACAGCUCAGCAUCUGAUAGCCGUGAAAUCGCCUGAAGUAGACAAUUUAUAUAUACACAGCUAAAAUCUUGUCGACAAGAAGGCAAGUGUAUAAAAUAAAACCUAAUUGGUUAGCGGCAAAAUAAAACUGUAUCCUUUUUAAAUGUCAGUCUGUCGCAGGUCAUAAUUGUAUAUUAUUUACUGUCGAGUAACUUGUGACCUCACCCUUCCAACAGUAAGAACGAGUCGAUGGCUGGUAUCUAAGUCUUCUGUUUCUUCUGUUUGUUAAAACGAUCUGCGUGUACCUAUAAAGUUUAUAGUUUCAGUGACAGCACGUUCGGUAAUCCAGUCAGAUACUGCAUCCUUUAGUUUUGUUGCAGGAUGAUUUAUUGUUGAUACUUGGUGCUGAGGGAAUAAACAAAUGUUAUAUAAAGUUGAUCCCACACAAACAAAUGUUAAAUAAAGGUGAUGAACUCCCACAAACAAUUUUUUCUGUA